UCCAUGUCUCAAAAGUAUUUAUUUGGAAGUGAAGUGAAGGAUUCAGGAAAAGGUUCUCAAGGGUUGAAUAGAAAUGGGAAUCAAUUAAGUCAGUUAACUACCAUUUCAUCACCUAAGCGUUCCUUGUUGGAGACUGAAGGAGCUAGUGUGGAGACAGUUGUUACUGAUGCCACUCAAGAUAAACCAUUCAGCCCAAAUCUUGAUUCUAAAGAUCAUAUCAAGAAGAUCAAGAUCGGAAUCAACGGGUUUAGAAGGAUUGGGCGUUUGGUUGCAUGAGUCGCUCUUCAGCGAAGCGAUGUGGAGCUGGUUGCUGUGAAUGAUCCGUUCAUUUCUACUGAUUACAUGACCUACAGGUUUAAGUAUGAUAAUGUCCAUGGUGCGUGGAAGCAACACGAACUGAAGGUGAAGGAUUCUAAGACCCUUCUCUUUGGUGAAGAAGAGGUUUCUGUUUUUGGCUGCAGGAACCCUGAGGAGAUCCCUUGGGUUGAGAUUGGAGCCGAUUUUCAAGAGUCGCUCAGGUGCUUCAACUCUUCUCAGGAUGAUGACAGUCGAAUCGAGUGCCUCGUGAGCACGAUCAUUUCAACUCUGUCUUCAAUGACACACUGCAGUGUCUUUUCGCCUGGUGGAGGGGAUUUAGAGUUUAUUAGAGUUGGGAGUUUGGUUUCAUUUCAAGAUUGUGGGAAUUUGAUUCAGAUUGGUGCUGAGGUGCUCGACAAUUUGGAGCUCAUGUUUCUAAUGCUAGCUGUACCACCAACUGCUUGGCUUCCCUUGCUGAGGUUAUCAUUGACAGAUUUGCAUUUGACCUUGAGACAAGGUCCAAAUUAAGGGGAGGGAAUUGUUAGGAACUGAUGCAAGUCGUGGAGCUGUUAUUCAAGUUGGAAUAGAUGAAUACAACAGUUGAAGACUUAUGCUGGAAAUGAGUGCACAGCUGAGAACAGAUACACCUGAACAUGGACUGAUAUGCAAGGAAAGUCAGAGGGAGGGGCUAAUCUGCAAAGUCUUUAAUACAAGGACUUAUCUUGUAAUAAAUGCUUAGUAGUCAGUUACAGUAGUUAAUUCUAUUCAUUCUGUUAGUCUUGUUUGUGUUGGCACGUGCACAAAGACUUGUAGCUGAAUUGUAUAAAGG
This is a messenger RNA of Asparagus officinalis (garden asparagus), 1126 nucleotides long. Its product is annotated as glyceraldehyde-3-phosphate dehydrogenase 3, cytosolic-like. Bases 343 to 825 code for a protein of 160 amino acids. The record is from RefSeq and is a predicted model, not a curated record. The transcript has a single exon. Lineage: Eukaryota; Viridiplantae; Streptophyta; Magnoliopsida; Asparagales; Asparagaceae.